AUGGGGGAACACAACCUGCAACGUGGAGCCCCAAAUCAGUCUCGGGAUGAGGGAACGAUAGCAUCAAAAGGGGUUGGGAAUCAGAGACACAGGAGCAAACAGAAUUUAGACUAUGUGCUGAGGACAGGUUUGGCUGGAGGAUUAGCAGGAUGUGCUGCCAAAACAGUCGUUGGACCCCUCGAUCGUGUCAAGAUCCUCUUCCAGGCUUCCAACCCUCAAUUUGCUAAAUACACCGGUUCUUGGUUCGGCGUCGUGACUGCCAUGCGCGACAUCAAUCGUCAGGAUGGUCUACGCGGUCUUUUCCGAGGCCACUCGGCAACCCUCCUCCGCAUCUUUCCCUAUGCCGCGAUCAAAUUCCUUGCUUACGAGCAGAUACGAUCUCUCGUGAUAACCUCGCCAGCGCAAGAGACGCCCUUACGUCGGCUUCUUUCAGGCUCCCUUGCAGGCGUCACCUCGGUCUUGUUUACCUAUCCACUGGAAGUCAUCCGUGUCCGCCUGGCCUUUGAAACAAGGAAAGAUUCCCGUUCCUCUCUCUCUAGCAUAUGUCGUCAUAUUUACAACGAACAUCCACCCAUCGUUGCACGGUCAUCAAUAUCCACUGCGCCCGUGUCCGUCGCCGCAGUUGCCGCCUCGACUCCCAGCAGCGGCGUAAUAAAUUUCUAUCGAGGCUUCACGCCAACGCUGGCAGGCAUGCUUCCUUACGCUGGCAUGUCGUUUCUGACCCACGAUACUGCUACGGACUGGUUGCGCCUCCCAGCCCUUGCCCCCUACACCACAACGUCACCCCCAGCAUCCAGAGAUGCGACCGCUCCGCUUGUCUUGAAAUAUUGGGCAGAACUUCUUGCUGGUGGGUUCGCUGGGUUGGUUUCGCAAACCGCUUCAUAUCCACUUGAAGUGGUUAGAAGGAGGAUGCAGGUUGGAGGAGCAGUAGGGGAUGGACAUCGAUUGGGCAUGGCGGAGACUGGAGUAAAAGUAUGGAAAGAAGCAGGGUUCAAGGGCUUCUGGGUGGGACUGACGAUUGGAUAUGUCAAGGUUGUGCCGAUGGUCGCUCUCUCCUCGCCCAUUCUGAAGAUUGACGACGGGAACCUCCCAGCCUCUCUGAGGGUCAUGCAUCCCUACAUCGCGGCCCCGGCGACUCUGGGCCUGGUUUACCGCGCGUAUUCUAAGAAAUCUCUGACACCCUUCGGCAUCGUUGUUGCAGCGUUGACGGCAGUUGUCCAUGCCAUACAUCCUUGGAGCAUCUUUUUCGCGCUGCUCGUUGUGUUCUUCCUAGCUGGUACUGCUGCCACCAAGGUCAAACAUGACGUGAAAGCCCGGUUGACCCUAUCGUCAACAGGGGCUUCGGCAGGAGAAGGAGCGCGAACUCAUAUUCAGGUUCUGGCGAACUCGGUAGUGGCUUCUAUUUUGAUACUGCUUCACUAUCGGCAGCUGCAGACAAGGGGGAAACACAAUGCAUCUGGCGGCGAGUGCUGGGCUUACGGCAGCGAUUUGCUGGUUGUUGGGAUAGUGAGCAACUAUGCUGCCGUCGCAGCAGAUACAUUCUCCUCGGAAUUGGGCAUCCUCUCGAAAAGCAAGCCCAGACUCCUCACAUCUUGGAACUUUCGCCAGGUACCACCAGGCACCAAUGGUGGUGUCACGCUCGCGGGGACACUAGCAGGUUUUGUCGGUGCCUUCAUAAUUGCUUUGACGUCCGUGAUCCUUAUACCUUUCUGCUCUGUUGAUACUACGAUCCGAGGAAAGUUCUUGGGCAAUAAACCUGGAUUCGAGGGUGGAGAUGGAUGGGGAUGGCAAGAGAAGAUCUUUUGGGUCAUUGCCGUCACAAUAUGGGGGGGCCUUGGAAGUUUUCUGGACAGUGCUCUCGGAGGUUGGUUCCAGGCUAGUGUGGUUGAUGGAAGGACGGGCAAGGUGAUUGAAGGCUCUGGCGGGAAGAAAGUGCUCGUGUCGGGUUCACGGACGCCAGCGAACAAGAAGAGCGACGAGCCAAGUCGCCGAGUCGAGAGUGGUCUUGGGCUUCUUGACAACAACGCGGUCAAUGUGCUCAUGGCUUUCCUCAUGAGCAUUGGCGGGAUGUUGAUCAGUAGUUACGUGUGGCAUGUAUCACUGCGAAGUAUAUCAAGCUAA
Letharia lupina is the source of this 2121-nucleotide messenger RNA. RefSeq lists its product as uncharacterized. NCBI's taxonomy places the organism in Eukaryota, Fungi, Ascomycota, Lecanoromycetes, Lecanorales, Parmeliaceae. The transcript is spliced from 7 exons. Gene Ontology annotation, cellular component: membrane. Gene Ontology annotation, biological process: transmembrane transport. The record is from RefSeq and is a predicted model, not a curated record. The coding region runs from base 1 to 2121 and encodes 706 amino acids.